Coffea arabica (coffee) is the source of this 2074-nucleotide messenger RNA. RefSeq names its product organic cation/carnitine transporter 7. Gene Ontology annotation, cellular component: membrane. Gene Ontology annotation, biological process: transmembrane transport. The record is from RefSeq and is a predicted model, not a curated record. Gene Ontology annotation, molecular function: transmembrane transporter activity. NCBI's taxonomy places the organism in Eukaryota, Viridiplantae, Streptophyta, Magnoliopsida, Gentianales, Rubiaceae.
UCUGGCUUUGAUUUGGCAACCGAUGCUACAUUGACACAAACAAACAAGAAAAGAAUAAUUGAUUCUAUUGUCUAAGCAAUGAAGGAGUUGUUGUUCCUUACACGCUACAACUGGUCAAAUGAGUCUCGAUUGAAACUUUCAAGCAAUUGGAUUAUGCAGCAAUCUGAUGAUGGCGACCUCUUCAGUAUCUGGUCAUGUAAACGCUUUCAGUAGGUGGAGCUGCAAAAAGGGCCAUCCUACAAAUUGAGUGGGAUUGCAGUUGUAAGUUGUGAGGAAUCCCAGGUUUCGCAGUUUGCAACUGCUACAUUAAAGAAAAUCUCAACAACAAUAGGCGGAGAAAUUGAGAUGGGGGAUCAGAGCAUUGGCUAUACUCCAGAGGAAGCAAUUUCCGUGAUCGGAUUUGGGAAGUUCCAGGGGCUCAUACUGGUUUUUGCUGGACUUGGUUGGAUUUCGGAGGCAAUGGAAAUGAUGAUUCUCUCGUUCGUUGGAGUAGCAGUCCAAUCUGAGUGGGGACUCUCUCCUGCUGAAGAAAGCUUGAUAACAUCUGUGGUUUUUGCUGGUAUGCUAGUUGGAUGUUCCUUUUGGGGCAUCAUAUCUGAUGCAUAUGGAAGAAGGAAAGCCUUUAUUGGUACAAUGAUAUUAGUGGCUGUUGCUGGAAUCUGUAGCUCUUUAUCCCCAAGUUAUAAGUUAUUUUUGGUAUCUCGUUGUAUGCUUGGUUUUGGUGUAGGAGGGGGACAAGUAUUUGCAGCUUGGUUUAUGGAGUUCAUUCCCACAGCUAAUAGAGGUGUUUGGGUAAUCGCACUCACGAGUUUCUGGUCCUUUGGAUCAGUAGUUGAAGCUUUACUUGCAUGGAUUAUCAUGCCAAGAUUUGGUUGGAGAUGGCUAAUAGGUUUAUCUUGUUUACCAUCUUUCAUUGUACUCCUCCUUUCUGGGAUUACACCUGAGUCGCCGAGGUAUCUCUGUGUGAAAGGAAAAAUGGAGGAAGCCCAGAAGAUAUUGGCAAAAGCAGCAGCCAUGAACAAGACAAUACUUCCUCCUGGAAUGCUUAUCUUAGAUCGAACAGCAAAGAUAGAUGAACAUUAUCCGUUAUUAGAUACUUCUCUUCUGUCUUCAGCAAGAGAAAGGAAGUGUAGUUCAGAUAAUUACUUAUCAUCAUUGUUUAUGAUAUUCUCAUCAAAACUAAGGAAGACAACUCUUCUCCUAUGGUUUCUAUACUUCUCUAAUACAUUUUCAUACUACGGAAUUGUAUUAUUGACAUCUGAGCUGAGUAGUAACCAAAUUAAUUGUAGUUCAACCAUUAACAUUUUGAAGAGUGCAAAGGAUGCUAGCCUCUACAGAGAUGUAUUUAUCACAUCUUUUGCAGAUUUAGCCGGGCUUGUUAUAUCUGCAGCUAUUCUUGACAGAUUAGGCCGGAAGCUCACCAUGAAGAUUUUAUGUUCUUUAGGUUUUAUUCUGCUUCUACCACUGGUUGUGCAUCAGAAUGAGAUUCUGACAACAGCUCUAUUAUUUGGCUCUCGCAUGUUUGUUAUGUCAUCAUCCAAUGCUGUUGUUAUAUACUCAAGGGAGGUUUAUCCAACUUCAGUGAGGGCAACUGGUGUUGGAAGUGCAACAUCUAUUGGAAGGAUUGGUGGAAUGAUAUGCCCUCUUGUAGCGGUUGGCUUAGUCAGGGAUUGCCAUCAAACAGCAGCAAUUGUUCUUUUUGAGGCUGUGAUACUUCUCACAGGAUUCUGUAUGCUUUUCUUACCUAUAGAGACUGGUGGAAAAGGAUUGAGUGACACCACAAGUUUGUUGAAUGAGGAGUAGAUUAUCCUUUGCCAUGACUGCAAGAGUUCAUAAUAUCACAAAAGAUUGGUAAAUGCACCACUUGCAUACCUGCUGGCAACAGACAUUGAUGGAAGAAAAAGAUGACAAUUUUUUCCCUCAUCAUGAAUGAUGGAUUCCAAAGUUGAGCACGAUCCAAAUUGACUUCCACCCUAGCUUUUAUUGUUCUCUGUUAAAAUCCCAUGUUGGUAAAACAUGUAUUUGUUCCAUUUUUCAUCACCUAAUAAACACGCAUUACAAUUUGCUUUGCCUA